Molecule: messenger RNA, 2538 nt
Organism: Zymoseptoria tritici IPO323
Lineage: Eukaryota; Fungi; Ascomycota; Dothideomycetes; Mycosphaerellales; Mycosphaerellaceae
Exons: 2
Coding region: 1-2538 (845 amino acids)
Biological process (GO): nitric oxide biosynthetic process; nitrate assimilation
Molecular function (GO): molybdopterin cofactor binding; molybdenum ion binding; nitrate reductase (NADPH) activity
Source: RefSeq, a predicted model, not a curated record
AUGCAGACCAAGCGAGAGCUGAAGCCGUCAUCGUCAGCGGACUUCGAGCUCCCGCCAACUCCACCAGAAUCACAUCCUGGCAGCGACAACGAAAGAGCAGACGAUGCCUCUUCAUCAGACACCUUCGAGACUGACCUUCCAUUACCACCUCCUUCUGCAGAACCGACAGAAGUGCUCGAAGCCGACAAAAAGACUCCCGAUAGCUGGCUAGCCCGCGAUCCCAGGCUAAUACGACUGACUGGUGUGCAUCCUUUCAACGUGGAGGCACCGCUCUCCAACCUCUACGAUGAAGGUUUCCUUACGAGUCCGGAACUUUUCUACGUUCGCAACCAUGGACAUGUACCUCAAGUGAGAGACGAAGAGAUACCCGACUGGACCUUCACGGUUGAAGGACUUGUUGAGAAUCCCAUCACCAUCAGUCUCACCGAGCUACUAGAACAAUAUGAGCAGCACACUUACCCGGUCACACUGGUAUGUGCUGGCAACCGGCGAAAAGAGCAGAACGUCGUCAAGAAGACCAAGGGCUUCUCUUGGGGUGCGGCUGGUGUUUCGACAGCACUCUUCACAGGCGUCAUCCUAGGUGAUGUUAUCCGACGAGCAAAACCAAAGAGAGGCGCCAAGUACGUAUGUAUGGAGGGCGCCGAUAAGCUUCCAAACGGAUUCUACGGUACUUCAGUCAAGCUGAACUGGGCACUUGAUGCCAACAAGGGAAUGAUGCUUGCUCACAAGAUGAACGGAGAGAUGCUGAGGCCGGACCAUGGCAAGCCUCUUCGAGUUGUCAUUCCAGGCCAGAUUGGUGGACGAAGUGUCAAGUGGUUGAAGAAGCUGAUCAUCACCGAGGCACCAAGCGACAACUGGUAUCAUAUUUACGAUAACCGAGUCUUGCCUACCAUGGUGUCGCCUGAGGAGUCUGCGAGCAACACAAAAUGGUGGAUGGACGAACGUUACGCCAUCUAUGAUCUCAGCACCAACUCAGCCACAGCCUACCCAGCUCACGAUGAACGACUAGAUCUUGACAAGGCACCUCAAUCAUACCGAGUCAAAGGAUACGCUUAUGGCGGUGGUGGACGUCGUGUGACUAGAGUGGAACUAUCGCUCGAUCAAGGCAAAUCAUGGCGACUCGCAAACAUCGAUUAUGCCGAAGACAGAUAUCGAGAAGCAUUACCUCAAAAAUUAUACGGAGGCUCUCUGGACUUUGACUGGCGGGAAGCGAGCUUCUGCUGGUGCUUUUGGAAUCUUGAUAUUGACGUUGGCGAGAUAGCGGCGUCCAACGAUAUCAUUGUUCGGGCCAUGGAUGAGAGCAUGAAUCUGCAGCCGCGCGACAUGUACUGGAGUGUUUUGGGAAUGAUGAACAACCCUUGGUACCGCGUCUGCAUCGUGAAGGAAGGCGAUCAGCUCCGAUUUGAGCACCCCACACAACCAGCUCUGAUGCCGGGUGGAUGGAUGGAACGUGUGAAGAAUGCCGGAGGAGAUCUUACGAAUGGUAGAUGGGGCGAGGUCGCCAACGGCGAAGAGAUAUCCAAGGAUGCUAUCGUCAAAAAGGAAGAGAUCAAAAUGAUUCAAGACAAUUUGAACAAGAACAUCACCAUUGAUGACCUGCGGAAACACGACAACGAGACAGACCCGUGGUUUGUCGUCAACGGCGAGGUCUACGAUGGCACCGCGUUCUUGAACGAGCACCCAGGAGGAGCUACGAGCAUCGUUUCCGCCGCUGGAUUGGACUCCACCGAUGAAUUCAUGGCCAUUCACAGCGACACCGCGAAAGCAAUGAUGCCCUCAUACCACAUUGGUUCUCUCGACGAAGAAGCCCGAAAGGCGUUGUCUGGCGAGGAAACGCAAAUAGAAAGCGACGUCAAGUCAGCGACAUUUCUCGCUCCUCGUUCCUGGAAGAAAGCAAUUCUGCACUCCAAGACCGAAUUAUCCUGGGACACGAAGAUCUUCACCUUCAAACUAGAGCACGAGGACCAAACCCUUGGCCUACCGACAGGCCAGCACUUAAUGAUGCGCCUUCGCGACCCCGUCACGCGAGAAGCCAUCAUCCGCAGCUACACCCCCAUUUCCGAAAUCUCCAAGAAAGGCUACGUGGACGUCCUAGUGAAGCUCUACCUUGACACCAAAGGGCGACCAGGCGGCACCAUGUCCAAAGCCCUUGAACAAAUUCCCAUCGGCCACUUCGUCGACUUCAAAGGCCCAAUUGGCAAAUUUGAGUACAUCGGCAAGGGAAUCUGCACGGUCAAUGGAGCGACGCGGAAUGUCAGCACGCUAUAUAUGAUUUGUGGCGGCAGUGGCGUCACGCCCAUCUACCAAGUUCUGCGAGCUGUGGUGCAGGAUCGCGAGGAUCCGACGAAAUGCACGGAGGAGUGGACGGGACUGAGGGGACGAAUUGCGGCACCGCUGCUGGCAGAGCAUAUGGCAAGGGAACCGCAUAAGGAUGGCGAAGCUAUGGUGUUGAUCUGUGGGCCGGAGGCGCUGGAGAAGAGCUGUCAUACGGCGUUGUUGGAGCUGGGAUGGAAAGAUGAGGAACUGCUGUUCUUUUGA